This is a messenger RNA of Salvia miltiorrhiza (redroot sage), 3062 nucleotides long. Its product is annotated as putative late blight resistance protein homolog R1C-3. The transcript has 2 exons. Lineage: Eukaryota; Viridiplantae; Streptophyta; Magnoliopsida; Lamiales; Lamiaceae. Gene Ontology annotation, biological process: defense response to other organism. Bases 377 to 2983 code for a protein of 868 amino acids. Gene Ontology annotation, molecular function: ADP binding. The record is from RefSeq and is a predicted model, not a curated record.
GGCCCGUCUAACUCCAUCUGUUUUCAAGGAAUCCGAUCCAACCCACUCUUUUUUUUUUUUUUUUUUUUCCUGUUGGGUAGCUUUGGGCCAAUGGGCCCAACGAGUUUCCGCAGCAAUACUCUGUUAGAACGGCAUUGUUAAAAUUGGGCACGAAUUCGAUUAGCAACUCCAAUCCUUGUUUGAUAAAAAUCAGCGUGUUUUAUGCAGUAGAUCAAUCUCGCCUACUUUUAUGCAGUAUGUUUCUUGAAGCAUCACAACCUCGUUGAUGUAUCUACAAAUGUUGAAGCCGUAGAUCAGUCUCGCCUACAUUUAUGCAGAAUUUCUUGAAGGUUAUAAGUCCCCUGUUGCUAAUGGAGAUGAAGCUGAUUCAUUGGAGAUGCGUAUCGCAGAUGCAGCUUAUGCGGCUGAAGAUGCUAUCGAAUCUCAUAUUGUGCACAAAGCUCAGCUGAGCAGAUCCAAAGAAACCAAAGAUGCUAUGGAAUCUCAUAUUGUAGAGAAGGUUCAGCUGAGCAGAUCCAAAGAAGCCAAAAUCAGCUGUUUCUUCAACUGCUUUCGAGAUCCGAAAAAUGAGUCAUCAGAUCACGAUGAUGAACUGAUUAACUUGUAUCAAGAUGUACAAAAAGUGAUUGAAGAAAUGGAUCAGAUCAAGAAAGAAGCCACGGAGAGUGCAGCGGAAGCUCAGCUGCAGAGAAAUGUCUCCUCGACUCGUGCUGGCUCCUUGACGUUCUCUUCCACUGUGAAGGAAAGCAUAAUGGUGGGCUUUGACGAUGUGUCACUUGAACUCCUGGAUAGGCUCACUGGAGGGCACCGCAAUCGCCAAAUCAUCCCAAUCACGGGGAUGGGCGGGAUUGGUAAGACCACUCUUGCCCUUCAUAUAUUUGAGCAUGCACUUGUUAAGCAUCAUUUUGAUAUUUGUGGUUGGGCUACAAUUUCUCAAACUUAUAAUGUUAGAGAAACACUUAGAGAAGUUCUUCGCCAAGUAAGUGGAAAUUCGGGUGGCGAUCUAAGUGAGGAAGAUUUAGGAGACAAACUACAUAAGUAUUUAUUAUGCAGGAGGUAUCUCAUAAUACUGGAUGAUAUGUGGAGUGUAGAGGUGUGGGAUAAGAUGAGGUUUUUCUUUCCUGAUAACAAUGAUGGGAGUCGAAUAAUCGCAACGACUAGGCUGUCAAACUUGGCUGCCGUGUUGACAGACUCUAACAGCAUUGGUAUGAGACUCUUAGAUGAUGUUAGUAGCUGGAACUUGUUCUCCAAAACUGUGUUUGGGGAUGAGGGGUUUCCUCCACAACUUGAGGAAAUUGGAAAGAAAAUUGUGGAAAAGUGUUAUGGACUUCCUUUGUCGAUUGUUGUGAUUGGGGGUCUUUUGGCAAAGUCCGAACUUACACUAGAAUAUUGGGAGCACAUAGAGAAAAAUUUAAGCUCAAUAGUGAAUUCUGAGAAUGAUGAAUAUUGGUUGAGAGUAUUGAAACUGAGCUAUGACCAUUUGCCUGCCUAUCUGAAGCCUUGUUUUCUGUAUAUGGGAGUGUUUGGGGAAGAUGAGAAAAUUAGAGUCUCAGAUAUCAUCAAGAGAUGGGUUUAUGAAGGAUUUCUUAAACCAAUUACUAAUAAGAGCAUGGAAACUGUUGCCAAAGAGUAUCUGAAGGAGCUAGUUGAUAGAAAUCUCGUUCUAGUUAAUGAGUUGGGGAAACUUGGGAAUAUAAAGUACUGCAAAAUGCAUGAUCUACUGAGAGAUCUAUCUUUGAAAGAAGCUGAAAAGCAGAGGUUUUAUUAUGUCUUAGGGCAACAUUGUCCUCGAGGCAUAAGUAGCCAACGCCGCAUUGUUAUUCCUCGAGUCACAAAUAGCCAACGCCACAUUCUUCCCAAAAUGAUUUUAGAUGAGAAUGUCUGUGAUGCCUUGGAAUCUAUGCCACUUGCUCGUUCUUACCUAUCUUUAUUACUUGGCCGUCAUCAUGAACGUCCUUAUGAUAUAGUUCGGCAAUUGCUAAAUUGUAGGCUGUUGAGGAUUCUGACUAUACAUGCGUAUAUCCAUGAGUCUUACCUAAAAAAUGUGUUUCAGUUGAUGAACUUGAGGUACCUUUCGAUUGGAGUUUCGAGAAGAUGUCUUGAGGAGUCCCCCCAAGUCCCUUCUUCAAUCAAUUUCCUAUGGAAUCUACAUACACUAAUUAUUAUUUAUGAUGAGGAACUUACUGCACCAGCAGAAAUUUGGAAAAUGCAUCAGCUUAAGCAUGUCGAGUGCAUAUUUGGAGGAAUGUAUCUCCCAGAUCCUCCGAGUGAUGAUAAUGUUAUCAUGGAGAAUCUAGAGACUCUCAAAGGAGUGUUUGAUUUGAACUUGAAUGAAGCAUUGGUUAAAAGAAUACCCAAUAUCAAGAAAUUGUAUAUAAGUUACUGGGAUAAACUAAUGGACAGAGGGAAGUGCCUCAGGUAUGUUCGGUUUCUGAGUAAAUUGGAAAGCUUCAAGUGCUAUAUUAAGUAUGGAAUUGAUGAGCAUUUGCAAAGUAUUAUCUUCCCAAACUCACUCAAGAAGCUGUUUCUUAGCUGUGACAUCCAUAUUGAGGAAAUUCUGGAACAUCUAGGUUGGUUACCACUUCUUGAGAAGCUUCAACUGGAACAUGGUCGGUUUGCAACACGCUGUUGGAAAAUAGUUGAAGGCCGAUUCCCCUGCCUCAAAUACUUGAGUUUGGAUGAGUGUGCGAAUAUGGAAUGUUGGACUUUAGAGGGCUCUUGCUUGCCGCGCCUCGAGCAACUUCGUCUCAAAAGCAUGCGGUUGUUGAAGGCGUUCCCUUCAGAAAUUGGAGAAAUAGCAACACUCAGAUCAAUUGAAUUGGCGGAGUGCAGUGAAUCGAUGGCUAUGUCUUUGAAAAGGAUAGUAGACGAACAAGAGGAGUUACAAGGGGAGCCAUCCUUCCAUGUUCGAGUUAAGUCAUACAAUGUCAGCCAAGAACUGCGGAGCUUGGCAACUCCCAACUUUUGUGUAGGACAUGCUUAAACUUGUUUGAUGUGAUGAGGAAUUCAGUUGUCGGAAUACUAAUUUGAGUGAUUAAUGUUCCAUAUCUCGCUCCCUUCCU